AUGGAGACCGGACACGCUGUGCAAUAUCUGGAAGGACUUCUUGGUCGCUCUUUGCGUGUACACACCACAGACAGUCGUAUGUUUGUUGGCAUCUUCAAAUGCACUGAUGCGGAACGAAACCUCAUCCUGGCCAACUCACUUGAGUACCGCUUCCCCACCCCCUCUGCCGUUGAAGCGGCUGCGAAGGAGCACGAAUCCUGGGACAACGCCUCCGAAGCCUCAAAGGCCACCGUCAAAGUCAAUAUGACCAGCCGUCUUAUCGGCCUGAUUGUGAUCCCGGGCAGACAUAUUACAAAGGUUGAGCUGGAGUAA
Messenger RNA from Penicillium waksmanii, 312 nucleotides. Its product is annotated as LSM domain-containing protein. Gene Ontology annotation, cellular component: NatC complex. The record is from RefSeq and is a predicted model, not a curated record. The transcript has 2 exons. NCBI's taxonomy places the organism in Eukaryota, Fungi, Ascomycota, Eurotiomycetes, Eurotiales, Aspergillaceae. The coding region runs from base 1 to 312 and encodes 103 amino acids.